Neoarius graeffei (lesser salmon catfish) is the source of this 1104-nucleotide messenger RNA. RefSeq names its product deoxyribonuclease 1 like 4, tandem duplicate 1 (gene dnase1l4.1). The record is from RefSeq and is a predicted model, not a curated record. The coding region runs from base 105 to 899 and encodes 264 amino acids. Gene Ontology annotation, biological process: DNA catabolic process. Gene Ontology annotation, molecular function: DNA nuclease activity. Gene Ontology annotation, cellular component: nucleus. The transcript has 10 exons. NCBI's taxonomy places the organism in Eukaryota, Metazoa, Chordata, Actinopteri, Siluriformes, Ariidae.
AGUACAUACCAAGCCACACACCCUUGGCUAAUCAAAAGGUCUCAGUUGUGCCUUGAAGGUCAGACAGUUUCCUGUGGGUUUUGGCUUUGCUUUCUCGAAGAAUCAUGAAGAUCGCCGUUUUCAACGUUCAGAAAUUUGGAAAGAAAAAACUGUCAGACCCUGCCGUCAUCAAAACACUUAUCGAGAUAGUGUCACGCUAUGACAUAGUUGUCAUCCUGGAGGUGGUGGACGCCAGCGGGAAAGCAGUAGACACAUUUCUAAAAGAACUAAAUGAGACAAACCCACACCACCACUACAGCAUGAAGGUCAGUGUACGUCUGGGGAGGACCAAGUACAAGGAGCAGUUUAUGUUCCUUUACAGGGAUGCUGUGGUGAAAGUGAUUGACACUUAUCAGUAUGAGGACAAUCAGCCUGGAGACAAGGAUGCCUUUGAUAGAGAACCUUAUGUCCUGCGUUUCUCUUGUCUUAACACAGUGGUGAAGGACCUGGUCAUUGUUCCUGUCCACACAAAGCCUGAUGACUCGGAAAAAGAGGUGGAUGAGCUGUUUGAUGUAGUCCAGACUGUGAAGGACAAAUGGGAAACUAAUAAUAUCAUGAUCUUGGGUGACUUCAAUGCGGAUGGCAGUUAUGUGUCGAAAAAAGAGAUGAAGAAACUCCGUAUCUACACUGAUAAAAACUUCCACUGGCUGAUUACGGAUAGACAGGACACCACCACGAGCACAAAGAAUGACCACACUUAUGACAGGAUAGUGGUGUAUGGACAGACAAUGCUUAAUGCUGUUGUGCCGGGCUCUGCCAAAUCAUUUAACUUCCAGCAGGAAUAUGGACUGACUGAAGCUGAUGCACUUAAAGUGAGCGAUCACUAUCCAGUGGAGGUGGAACUGAAACACCAGGAGUAGUCAAAGCUCUGCCACAUGGAGGAAAUAGAUGACGGCAGGAGAAAGAAAACACUGGCUGAGGACCUGGAAAAAGGAACCAGUUUUCUGAUGAUAAACGCAUGGCUGAAAUGCUUGAAAUUAAAAAGUACUUUUUAAAAUCUGAGAGCUUACAUGUUUGUUUUGCAUCUCUAUUUAUGCAAUAAACAGAGUGUGAAUCCAGACAAAA